GCUUAAGGCUCACAUACAGAGGUCUCUUGUGUUAUAUUAGCCUAUUUUGCUGAUUGUGUUCUUGUGAACUGUUUUUGAAAGGUUUGACUUGUGUCACUGCAUGUGUUUUGUCGUUACAAGGCUUUUGAGACAAAAGGCAUGAGCGAGACUGACCCUGCUAAAGGUUCACCGUGAGAAGUAGGAGAGUUUCUCAGUCAAGUCUAAAAGUGAAAGGAUUAGUGGACUCGAUGGGGUAAAACCCUGCACCGUGUCAGGGGUGCUUGUGGAGUAGGUGAACCAUGCCUCUUAGUUCGUGGUGUAAGCAUAAAGGGUUCGUUGGUGAUGGCACGAAGGGCCUUGAAACUUGCCUCAUUGACAGCAGCUGCUUCUGGCAUCUAUCUUUAUGGAAACAAGUUCCUGGAUCCCAGUGAUUUUGGAGUUGUUCGUGUGGGCCGAACCAUUGCCACAACGGCACUUAUCACCUAUGACUACCUCACCUCUCUUCGGAGCGUCCCGUAUGGAUCAGAGGAGUAUGACUUCCUCAAAUCACAGGUGCAUCUGCGCUCUGCUGAGCGCCUCCGGAAGCUGUGCUGUGUCAACCGAGGCACCUUCAUCAAGGUGGGACAGCACCUAGGAGCACUUGACUACCUGCUGCCUGAGGAAUACACCCGCACCCUCAAAGUGCUGCACAACCAGGCCCCACAGAGCACCCGGCAGGAGAUUGAGCAAGUUAUCCGCGAGGAUCUCGGCAAAGAGAUAAAAGAGCUCUUCAUGAGUUUUGAGUACACUCCAUUGGGAGCAGCAUCACUAGCCCAGGUGCACAAGGCAGUGCUACAGGAUGGGAGAACCGUGGCAGUGAAAAUCCAGCACCCAAAGGUCCAAGCUCAGAGCUCCAAGGAUAUUUUGCUCAUAGAGGUUCUCCUCUUGGUUGUGAAGCAGAUCUUUCCAGAUUUUGAGUUCAUGUGGCUGGUGGAAGAAGCUAAGAAGAAUCUGCCCUUGGAGCUGGAUUUCCUUCAUGAAGGUAGAAAUGCUGAGAAGGUUGCUCGUAUGUUCAAGAACUUUGACUUCCUGAAGGUUCCCAGGAUCUAUUGGGAGCUCUCAUCAAGCCGCGUCCUUCUCAUGGAGUUUAUGGAAGGGGGACAGGUGAAUGACAGGGCCUACAUGGAGAGGAAUGGCAUCGAUGUCAAUGAGAUCUCUCGCAACCUAGGGAAGCUCUACAGUGAAAUGAUCUUUGUGAAUGGCUUUGUGCACUGUGACCCGCACCCAGGCAACGUGCUAGUGAAGAAAUGCCCAGCCUCUGGCAAGGCCCACAUUAUCCUGCUGGAUCAUGGGCUCUACCAGGUGCUGAGCGAGUCCUUCCGCAUGGACUACUGCCGCCUUUGGCAGGCCCUCAUCAAGGCCGACAUGAAGAGGGUACAGAAGUACAGCCGGCGGCUUGGGGCAGGGGAUAUGUACCCUCUCUUCGCCUGCGUGGUGACCGCCAGAUCCUGGGAGGCUGUCAACAGGGGCAUUGACAAGUCACCAGUCUCAACCAGCGAGGAUAUGGAGAUCCGGUCCAACACUGCUGCUUACCUACCCCAGAUCACCCAGCUCCUCAACAAUGUCCCCCGCCAGAUGCUGCUGCUGUUGAAGACCAAUGACUUGUUAAGGGGGAUUGAAUUAGCUCUGAACACACGGGCCAGUGCCAGCUCCUUCCUCAACAUGUCUCGCUGCUGCAUCAGAGCUGUUUCCACGUACCAGAGGAGCAAGAGUCACUCACUUUACAGGAAGGCCCAGAUCUCACUCACAGAAGCCCUGAGCCUGUGGCAGAUCAGCUUGUAUGAACUCUUCCUCUGGCUGAAGGGGUCUCAGCUGGGGAACUGGGUCAUUGCUCUCCUGAGGCGGAGGCACCAUUCUAUGUACUGACAUGAACUGGUGGGAGAGGCCCAGGUGCUCCUGCCCUCCCUUCUGCUCCCCACAGCACAUUUGCCUUUCUGACUGUUUCUGCUAUUCUGUGAGCUAUUUUGGGGUCUUGUUCUAUGUUACACGCUGCACUGUCUUUCUGUCUUUGCCUGUUACAGCAUUAGCUUUCUCUGUGGCACUGGGAGGUGAAGUUGGUACUGGAGCUCUGCCGUUUCAUGGUUUAGGAAAAGGAGGCGUGGGAUACUGUAUGGCAGGAAAGGCAGGGUACUUUCUUUCCCCAUCUGAGCAGGGCAAAUUCCAUUUAGAUUCCAGUGGAAAGCAAAAGCCGCUCCUUGGCUCUUUCUUAAAUAAUCUUACAGAAUUUAAGAGAAUCCCAACCCUGCCUAGAAUGCCCUACAUUUCUCAGCCUCUCAGAGAGAGGUGGUCAGUCCCUUUAAAAUCUAGUAGUGUUUGUGUUAGUUUUUGCAGUCUCCUUAGUCUGAUUUCUGUUCAGGUGUGCAGAGAGUUUCUCCAAAGAGUGAGACCUUGUGGAGAGCUGGCACUAGGGCUUCCUAUCCCACCACCAGGGAAAGGGGACCCUAAUGGUGAGAGUGGUGGACUGGGACUCCAGCUUUCUGAGGUUCAUCUCCAGUCCUGUCAGCAAGUGCCUCUGUGUCUUUGGACUUUUCCUCAUCUGUUUCUUUUCAGGUGAAAUGGGGAAAGGGGACACUGGUCUUGCCUCUUUUCCAAAAUUCAGGAGGAAUGACAACUCAGGGCUCUGAAACUGAUGGUAAUGUAUGUGUUCUGUAAUGUACUGCCACAUAGCAAAAUAAAUGUGUUGUAUCAAAGAC
Messenger RNA from Strigops habroptila (Kakapo), 2711 nucleotides. RefSeq names its product aarF domain containing kinase 1 (gene ADCK1). The transcript is spliced from 11 exons. Lineage: Eukaryota; Metazoa; Chordata; Aves; Psittaciformes; Psittacidae. Gene Ontology annotation, molecular function: protein kinase activity; ATP binding. Gene Ontology annotation, biological process: protein phosphorylation; lipid homeostasis; mitochondrion organization. Gene Ontology annotation, cellular component: mitochondrial inner membrane. The record is from RefSeq and is a predicted model, not a curated record. Bases 322 to 1884 code for a protein of 520 amino acids.